Molecule: messenger RNA, 3723 nt
Organism: Drosophila obscura
Lineage: Eukaryota; Metazoa; Arthropoda; Insecta; Diptera; Drosophilidae
Gene: spd-2
Product: probable GPI-anchored adhesin-like protein PGA55
Exons: 3
Coding region: 112-3582 (1156 amino acids)
Source: RefSeq, a predicted model, not a curated record
GCUCCGCUCUGAUCAACACUGAUAUUGGCGCCCAUUUUGGAAACAAGCGUCGCCUUUUUCGCAGGCUAAAUUGUUGUUAUUGUUGCCAUUGUAAGAAAAUAUUAAAACGCAAUGGAUAAAGGCAAUAGGAGCCCUAGAAAUACCAGUCCAAUGGACCAAAACUCGCUGGGCAUAUUGAGCUUGGAGAAUCUCAAAGUGUUUGGUGACUUGUCCAGCUUCAGCAGGAGCGGGAACGGAAGCGGCACGGGUCGCAGGGAAACCUCCAACGUGCACGAGCGACUGCGGGCAGAGCGCCUGCGAGCCAUGGAGACACUGGAAAAGCCGCGCGCGCGCUCCAGUCAGGCAAAGCCAGCAAUGAGGGGGCGGCAGAGUGUCCUGACCAACAACAGCAGCAACAUCUCGGAGCUGGUCAGCGAUGAAACCAUCGAUCUGAACAGCAGUGGCUCGUUUGCCGCGCCCACGCCAGUCCAGAAGGGCAGAAACAUUUCCUUCGAGCCAGCUGAGAUUACCGGCCGGUCGACGCUCUGCCGCAGCGACAAGGGCAGGAAAGUGGUAUCGGUGGCCGACAUAAUAAAAACUUCGUUCGUGGAAAAGGCGCGUCUGCUGGAGAAGAAGCUGCACAAUGCCAGCCAGGCGGAUCCGGGCUGCAAUUGCUCGCAAAACAACUCUAAAUCGAAUGUGAGCAGCCUGACGGAGUCUUCCUUCAACUGCUCGCACAGCCUGCCGCGCACCGCUGACCUGAGCAACCUAAGUCUGAACGGCGGCGGAGGCUUCUCCUUCGGCUCGGCAUCUGCGGCCGCUGGCCAAGACAUGGACGAGAGCUUCGCACCGGCCGAGCUGAUGCAAUCGAAAUUGAUUCUGGGCGAGAUAUCCUGGGCCCAAGAGUUCACGGCCAUGCCCACGGCAACGCUGAGUAACCAGGCAAUGCAGAAGAUUGCAGCCCCCCCACCUGCGUCCGACAUAGAGACGUCCGUGUCGAACUCUGUUCUGGCCGGAGAUCCGGACUUCUCCUUGGGCUACUACUUCCAGACACGCUCGGAGAAUAUCUGGAACAUUGUGGCCAACGACAGUCCCGACCACAGGCGUUGCGGUCAGGCCUUGGUCGAGGACAACCCCACCCCCACCCCCACUCUCACCCCGCAGCCCGACAACAAGACCUACACCAGGGCAGAGGCCAACUUGGGAUCGAAAUUGGGGCAGAAUCUGAUGAAGAAAAUGCAAAAUGCAAAGAAGGUAUUUCAAAGUGCCCUACAGUCCAAAAACGGAGACGAGCCUGCACGGCCGCCCUCAAGCUCUGAGAUAUUAAGUCUCUCAGCCAUAGACAAGGCCCUGAGAGAUCUGGACUUUAACUCGGACACCUCCACCGUAGAGGUGGUCGAGCGGUUGCGCAAGCAUGGCCGUGGUCAGGGCCAGCUGCACGCAGAUGAGGACAAGGAAAACGAUAGCUUCAAUGCGGAGCGAACCCUGUGUGACUCGCACAAGCAUACGGAGACCAUGAGCUUCACAGACUCCAUCCUGAACUCCACGGACUUUAAGCAUCUGCAGCAGAGCGUGUCGCGAAAACCACUAAGUCCGCUGGCGGACAAACCUCAGAUCUUGGUUACGCGUGCGGACAAGGACGCCUCCAUGGAGGCUGACAUAGAUGAGUGGCCAUCGACGCCAGUGAAGUCGCCCACCAGACGUGUGUGCCGCGUCAAGUCAUCCCCUUCCCCCCGAGCUGUGAGUCCAGCGAGCAGCGACGGCGUGCGGCCGCUGCCCACCACAGACGAAGAUGGGGAUGAGGCGGAUGAGGACAAGACUCCAGUGAACAAGAAGACGCACUCUGUCAGGGGGUCAAUCCGUCCCCCCAAUACCAAUGGGAGCCGCACCACGCUGAGCUCCACUCGCCUGGACGGCUGCGAUGCUCUCCCCUCGUCCACAGAGAGCGAGUUUGUCAUUUCGCCAAGUCUGGCCAAGAGUCCCUCUCUUUCGGCAUCGGCCACGGCCCGUAAUCUUUCGCCGAUGUGCUCGCCGAGAAGCUGUCUGUCCUCGCCACUUCUGGACAGCACCACCAGCUCCGAGCGGCGACAACUGAUGCCGGGGGCAGCACUCCGUAAAGCCAACUCCUCGCCGGCGGGAAGCGAGGCCAGUUCCACGAGUGGAUCCACGACCGCCAGACGAGGCGCCGGCACCAGUGGCAGUGCUCGCAGCAUCUCGCGCUGCUCCAAUUCCAGCGAGUUCAGUCAUCGCGAUGGAAAGCUGCUGCCACUGAAAGUGACCCACACGAGCCUCUGCUGGGGCAGCACCAAGCUGCGAACGGACAUGAGAAAGUCCAUGCAGGUGAAGAAUACGGCGGAUAAGCGGCUCGUCGUACGCUUGGGCAUCCAGGGGCCCGGCUUCCAGCUGGUCGGCAACGACAGCAGCACCAUUACCCUCCAGGCCAUGGAGUGCCGGAGCAUUGUGAUUAAUUUCUGCCCCACCGUUUGUGGAGCGGCCAUUGGAGCCGUGUCCUUCUAUGCUCCGCUGGGCGCAAACAGCAGCCAGCCCGGAAUGGAAAUCCCCUUGUAUGGCUACGGCGGGAAUGCAGCUAUUUCCAUUCAGGGCCUGCUGAAGGGACCGGUGGGUGCCAGCUUCCUCACCAUCGGAGACGUAGGCGAACUCUACUCCGGUCCGCUCACGGCCAGCUUCAAGUUCCUGAAUAAGGGGCCGCUGACUGCCUUCGUGGGCAUCUCUGUGGACUCGACAGUGCUGAUGAAACUGCGUCUGAGCGAAGCGUUCGAGGUGCGCCCCAGCAAGAUGAUUCUGCCGCCCCACACCGAGAGCACGGUGCAAGUUAUAUUCCGGCCGAAUCGCGAGGAUAUGAAGAACAUAUUGAAGAAGAGCUCGCAGGUUCUGACCCUGGCCAACAUGCGUAUCUUCUGCGGUGACGAGCCCAACAGGCAGAGAAUGCGGCAUCUGGUGCAUCGCAUGAGCAGUAGGCAGCGGGAGAAGCUGACCUCCGCCAUGCUGGACAGCCUGUGGAGUCCCUUUCCAGAUGAGCAGCCUGUAAGGAAUAUCAGCCAACUGAAUGAGCCGCCCGAGUUCAUCCUGGAUCUGGUCACUGUUGUGAAGAUCAUCGACGUGGCCUUGACCCUGAAUAGAGAUUUUGACGAGUCCGCCGAGACGUCGCUGUUGUUCCUACCGGAGGCCGAGGAGACCGUUCUGUUCCGCACCAUCUGUGCCGCCAACUCACCCACUCCCACACAGAGCAACAUGCUUGAGCCUGUCGAUGAGCUGCAUGAGGCGGAUACUACCACAAUGCUGCCCGUAGAGAGAAACUGGUCCGUUCAGCCGGCUUCUAUUGAGCUCGGUGCUGGAACCAUUGCCAAACUGUCCGUAAAGAACUGCUUCCGCUCUGGGCAACUCAUUGAAGUCCACUGCAAUGUAUCGGACUUUGUGCAGAUUAGUCCCAGGGAAUGUUAUAUUGCCCCAGAUGGUGGAGAAGUGGAGAUUAAAGUUCGUCUAUUGAGUUCGCCCAGUCGCGAGGGGCUCAAGAGGGAGCCGCUUAUUAUAGUUUCCAUGGAGAACGAGCGUAUAAACGUGCCAGUUAGUGUUAAGUUUUAAAUUCAUUUGUGUACCUUCUUAAUUGCGUUUGCCCCUUAUGUUCUAUUUAAUGUUAAUUUGUUCGAAAAGAAACUGCUUUGUGUUAUGCCUAUAUUAUGAAUAAAAGCUGUUCAGCUAUGUCUAAUAAAAUAUCCCUUAAGC